UCCAAUAUGGCUGACCAUACGUGGAAUAAAGACAAGGCAGUUUUGGAAAGUAUUUUUAAUCCCUAUAUGCCUUUAGGAACUACUACAGAGAACGUAAGAGAUGAAUUGCCCGAGGAGGAGAAUUGUAAUGGUAUUAACCUGCAACAGGCCAAACAUUACGAAAUGUGUGGCGUAGAAAAAGCAGAGCAGGCAGACUACGAUGGUGCUAUGGAGUGUUUCAAUAAGGCUAUUGAAAUAGCGGGUUCUCGAUCUUCUGGAUAUAAUAAUAGGGCACAACUUUGGAGACUUAAAGGUGAUAUUAAUAAUGCCCUAAAGGAUCUCCACAAAGCAAUAGAACUAGAGCAACAUGGCCAAGCAGUUGGCCAGGCAUAUACUCAACGGGGGCUAAUAAACAAACUACAAGGGAAUGAUGAUGCAGCAUUACAGGACUUUCAGGCUGGUGCCAGACUUGGCAAUAYGUUUGCUAAAUCAAUGGCAAUCCAGUGCAAUCCAUAUGCAGCAAUGUGCAACAAAAUGCUUGCAGAAGCAAUUGGCAAACUUAGUGAAAGUAAUUCUUAGGCUUAAGGUUUAUUUAAUCUUUCUUGAUAGCUGCCGAGACAAAAUAUGGUCUUUGAGUUUGAAGAGCAGUAAUGCUCACUGAAUACAUUGUGCCAAAUACAUUGUCUGGAUUUCAUUAGUAUUUUAUCACUAUUUAAUAAUUAAUUAAUUUGGUUAUGAAUAAGGUAACACCUAAAAUGUACUAGGCCAAAAUCUAUUAUUAAAGAGUUUUGAGAUCAUAUAUGAUUACCAUUUAAAAUGAUAAUCUCCUCACAGGUGUGACAACACAAGGUUGCGUGACACAUGACCAAAACUAAACACGGUUGUGAGGAGACUAAUAAAAUGAAUGAUGGUCCAAAAAAGGAAAAAAAUAAAUUAAUUAACAGUGGUGAAAUAAAUAAAUUUGUUCUUGUCUGGUAAGGCCAUUACAGGCUAUUACAUACUAUACUGUAUAGUAGUAGUGUAAUUGCCAGAGCAAAUGCUAAAUUA
Messenger RNA from Exaiptasia diaphana, 1026 nucleotides. RefSeq names its product tetratricopeptide repeat protein 36 homolog. Gene Ontology annotation, biological process: cilium assembly. The transcript has 2 exons. The record is from RefSeq and is a predicted model, not a curated record. Gene Ontology annotation, molecular function: protein binding. The coding region runs from base 7 to 558 and encodes 183 amino acids. Lineage: Eukaryota; Metazoa; Cnidaria; Anthozoa; Actiniaria; Aiptasiidae.